UUUCAUGCCGGUGAGAAACAUGUUUGGAAUUGUUCCAGCGCGCGUUUUCGAUAUCAGUUGGCGGGUAUUCUUAAGAAAGUCGGUAGUAUUAGAACACUGUGCUAUUGUUCCGCUUUGUUUCUAUUUCUUUUUAAAUAAACGAUAUUUUUCAAAACCGAAAAAAAUGUUGAUUUUAGGUUAUGAUAAUGGGAAUUUAAACAACCCAUCUCGACAGAAAGGCCAAAUACAAGUUAUAUUUGGACCAAUGUUUUCUGGUAAAACAACUGAAUUAAUUCGUCGAUUGAGACGGUAUCAGAUUGCAAAGCAUAAGUGCUUGAUUGUUAAAUAUGCCAAAGACGUAAGAUAUGAUGCUGAUAAUAUAGCAACUCAUGAUAGGCAAUGUCUCUCAGCUGUUUGUGCAACAACUUUAACCGAUCUGAAAAAUACUGCUUCAAAUUACAGUGUCAUUGGAAUUGAUGAAGGGCAGUUUUUUCCAGAUACAGUUUCAUUUGCUGAAGAAAUGGCUAAUAAUGGCAAAAUAGUCAUUGUUGCUGCACUUGAUGGAACAUUUCAAAGAAAGGCCUUUGGUGAUAUUCUACAGUUGGUUCCCUUAGCUGAAAGUGUCAUAAAAUUAACUGCAGUGUGUAUGCUGUGUUUUGAUGAAGCAUCUUUUACUAAAAGAAUAGGCACUGAAACUCAAGUUGAAAUAAUUGGUGGUACUGACAAAUAUAUGGCUGUGUGUCGAAAGUGUUAUAACUUGGAUCCCAAGUCAGCGACACCUCAAAAUUCACCUGAACCUAGUGACCCAGAAGAAAGUGGCGACUCUUCUUCUUAAAGCCAUAAAAAUACAAUUUUUGUGAAGCGAGGUUUUCUUUUUCUUUCAAGUUUUCUGGUCGGAAAAUUAUUUAUAUAUCAUUAGAUUAAUUUGCUGUACAUUUUAAUACUUGAGAACAAUUGUGAUAAAUCAAUUUGCUUGU
Molecule: messenger RNA, 956 nt
Organism: Argiope bruennichi
Lineage: Eukaryota; Metazoa; Arthropoda; Arachnida; Araneae; Araneidae
Product: thymidine kinase, cytosolic-like
Exons: 7
Coding region: 5-814 (269 amino acids)
Biological process (GO): thymidine metabolic process
Molecular function (GO): ATP binding; thymidine kinase activity
Source: RefSeq, a predicted model, not a curated record